AUGACUUCUCUUGUCUCCAAGGUCCACAAUCGCUUGCUAGUCAAGAAGCAGUUACCGGACGGGACGACCCAACCAGCCGACUUUCUUGACAAUGACUCCAUCCGACCAACCCCCGUCAAGGACCGAACGUGGACUUCAAUCACAUACUCUGCUUUCUGGUUCGCCGCCACGGCAAAUGUGAGCAACCUAUACGCGGCUUCCACCGGCCAGUCCGCUGGUCUCAGCAUGUGGGAAGCUCUGGGCUGCUCACUCGGAGGCCAGUUGCUCGCCGGUCUUCUCAUGGCGCUGAAUGGUCGAGCUGGUGCUUUGUACAGAAUUCCAUUCCCUGUUGCUUGUAGGGCGAGCUUCGGGACUUGGGGUGCGUUGUGGCCGACUUUUAAUCGCGCUGUCAUGUCGAUUGUCUGGAACGGAGUGACGUCCGUGCAGGGAGCCCAGUGUUUAUAUGUUUUUCUUCAUGCUAUCUUUCCUUCCAUUGCUAACAUUCCCGACAUCAUGGGUUCCAAGUCUGCCCUCAACUCGGCUCAAAUGCUUUGCUUCUUUCUCUACUGGCUUAUCAAUUGCGCCUUCUUGUUUGUCCCUGUACCGCGUAUGAGGAACCUAGUUCACAUCAAAGUCGGUGUUUAUUAUGCGGCUACUAUCGCAUUCGUGGCAUGGACAUUGGUCUUAGCUGGCAGUAUCCGCAAGACGGUAUCCGAACCGGCCACCAUCCACGGUUCGGAAAAGUCAUGGAUGAUCCUCAAGUUCUUCUUCUUGGGACUUGCCAGUUGCGGUACCUUUAUCACGAAUGCAUCUGACCUACAACGAUAUGCAUCGAGACCCAAUGAUGUUAUUGCCGGUCAGGUUUUCAGCUUCCCAAUGUCUAACUUCUUGGUUGGUGUUUUUGGCAACUUGAUUGCGGCUGCAAGUAAGAGUAUCUUUGGCGAGGUCAUUUGGAAUCCUCUCACGACACUCGAUAUGCUGAUGGAGGGUGACCGUUAUACAUCUGCUAAUCGAGCGGGGUGUGCCUUGAUCUCGUUCGCCUAUGUCUACUCUACUGUCUUCUCAGCUAUCUUUGAGAAUUCUAUCCCUGCCGGAAACGAUAUAGCAGCUCUUAUGCCCAAGUACAUCACAGUGAAGCGUGGUUUCUUCAUCUGCGCAGUUGUUUCGUACGCGAUCUGCCCGUGGUACUUGCUCUCAUCUGCAUCUGUCUUCAUCAACUUCCUGAGCUCGUACCAGAUCUUCCUCAGCGCUAUCACUGGUAUCCUGAUCUGCGACUACUACCUCUUAAGGCGUGGCCUUUUCGAUAUCCCCAUGCUCUACUCAGGUCAUAAGGAUACUACUUACCACUUCUUUCAUGGCUUCAAUCUUCGCGCUUUUUCAGUUUAUUUGAUCGCCAUUGCACCCAAUUUCUACGGAUUCCUGUCCCAGAUGGGUGUCGCCGCACCUCUGGGGAUCCAAAGAUUCUACAGUGUGGCAUAUCCUAUCGGACUCUUCAUAGCGUUUGGUGGCUUCUGGUUGGUGAACGUGCUCUUUCCUGCUGAAAGUAGUCUCAAGCUUUCGGGAUGGCAUGAGCCCAAGGACUUUGUUGAAGAUGACGAUAAUACUUUUGUUAACGUUGUUGUUGACUCAUCUGGAGUACAACUUGAUCAGGAGAAGGGAAGCCAUGGAGAUCUCACAAUAAAGAAAUACUAA
This is a messenger RNA of Fusarium coffeatum, 1671 nucleotides long. RefSeq lists its product as uncharacterized. Gene Ontology annotation, biological process: transmembrane transport; nucleobase transport. The transcript is spliced from 5 exons. Bases 1 to 1671 code for a protein of 556 amino acids. Lineage: Eukaryota; Fungi; Ascomycota; Sordariomycetes; Hypocreales; Nectriaceae. Gene Ontology annotation, molecular function: nucleobase transmembrane transporter activity. The record is from RefSeq and is a predicted model, not a curated record. Gene Ontology annotation, cellular component: plasma membrane.